GCGUGAUGUCAGUCUGGUGCCACUAAUCUCGAGCAAGUUUAAUUUUCGACUGGCAAGCGGUUGGUGACGACGACGCGACGUGGGUUUUUGUUUACUUUUUCCUGGAGUGAAUCAUGCGAGACGACCACGAAUUGUACAUUAAUUUUGUAGCCCUUGUAGAGGCAUAUCCCUGUCUGUAUGACAAUACACGGGAGGAUUAUCAUAUGAUCCAUGUGCAAGAACGGGCUUGGGCAAAAAUUGCAAAAGACAUUGGGGAAGGAGCUACCAUCGCAGAUUGCAAAAAAAGGUGGAAGAAUUUACGUGGAAGUUACACGAAACAUUUAAAGACAUACAUGCCAUCUGGAUCUGGAGCAUCGUGGCGUACGCCCAGUUCCAAUGGUGCAGGGAGCGGUAUGUCGGGAAAAAAUAAACCGCCAGACAUAGAAAGAAGAUGUGAAGUGUGUGAUGAGGAGAUCCGUAAAGGAGGUGCUAAGGUAAUGUGUAGCAAUGUAAGCUGCGGAAUCACCCUCCAUCAAAAGUGCUUUGCCUCAAUUGCUAAGGUUAUUAAGUUAGACAAAGCUGAAUGGUUGUGCAAAAAUUGUGACGAAGAAAGCGAUUCUUCGAUUAACACUGUAAUAACAUCUGAUGGAGAUUUGUCAAGGGAGUUAACUACGGUUAAACAUGAUGUGCAAAUUUUGACUGACCUUGUGAAUGAACUUAAACGUGCAAAUGAGAUUUUGUUGGAUAAAAUUGAGCAACUAACAGUCAAUAACACAAACACCUUAUCAAAUUAG
Molecule: messenger RNA, 773 nt
Organism: Acanthoscelides obtectus
Lineage: Eukaryota; Metazoa; Arthropoda; Insecta; Coleoptera; Chrysomelidae
Source: the annotation of a GenBank genome assembly